AUGCGCGACACCAUCCGGGACAGCGACGCAGGCUCUGGCCUCCUAUCAAUGAGCGCGCUGUGCUGGGUGGUGAAGAGGAUGGAUCGCCUGACCGGCGACGACCGUCGCAGUGCGACCAGCAUGGACAAGGUCCUCGUUUCGGGGUUGAAGGAGCUGCGGAUUCGGAUGAUGACAUGCAUCAAGGAACACGUCGCACGCAGACGGUCAGGCCAUGUCGGAGUUGGUGCCGAUGCCUGUGACGACGACGCCGCGGAGCCCCCUUCGGCAUCCCAAGCAGUCGGUGUCGCCGACACCAGCGGAGAGGCCGGAGACGGCGUCGACAAGGCAGAUGAGGAGGCAGAAAGGGCUGUGGCGAGGACCGCGGAUCAGGAAAAGGAGGAGGAGGAGGAUGACACCGACGAUCAGGAUGAUAACGAGGAGGAUCGUGAGGAGCGUGAGCAGGGGCAUGGGCAGGAGGAGGAGGAGGAGGAGGAGGAGGAGGAGGAGGAGGAGGAGGAGGAGGAGGAGGAGGAGGAGGAGGAGGAGGAAGAGGAGGAGGACAAGGAGGCGGCGGCGGUGGAGGCCGUGGAGCAGGGUUUCGGGUCGGUGGAGCAGGUGGCGGAGGGGGAGAAGCAGCAAGAGGGGGAGGAGGAGGUAGAGUUCCCCUGGGUCGAAUUCGAGAUGGAGGAUGUUGAGGGAGCGGCGGCGGUGGCCGUGGAGGGAGCGGCGGCGGCCGUGGAGGGAACGGGUGGGAUGUCGGCGGAUGUUGUGCACGUGCGAGGGGAGGGUGCCGAUGUGGAGAAUGUCGGCGUGGAGGAGGCGCACGUGGUCGGCAAUGUGGUUGGCGACGCGAAGGAGGAGGAUAACGUCGCGGCCCCGACGCCGACGGGCGUGGAGACCACCACAGGGAACGCCGGGGUGGAACGCCGGGGUGGAGCGGUAGAGGCAGGCCGUCAACCGGGUUCCUCAGCAGCUGGUCGGCAGGCAACGCCGGCCGUCGUCGCGCAGCUGCGACAGGAGAACAUGUGGCUGAGGGCAGAAAAUGCUCGUCUCGAGACGGCGCUCGGAGUGGAGAGGGGUCGGGUGGACAGGUUCGCGAUGGGGAUUGGCCACCUCGUGGACAAGCUCAGGUCGUUGGCCGACCAGGUCGCCGCCUCCGACCAGGACGCGUCGAGUCGGCUGAUGGACGCGUCCUUGACCAUGGCGACGACCGUGACGGAGAACAUCACCGCCAACAUGGGUGAAGCAUGGGAUGCAAUGAAGGCGUACGCCGAGAGGGCGGAGAGCUGGUUGGACGAUCUAGAGAAUCCGGAGGGGUUUAUGGCGGUGCAACGUGCGAACGCGGUCGUCGCCAUGGGCAACCACGUGGACGAAGCGAGGAAGGGAUUGGAGGAAUACAUAUCGAAGCACCUAGUCGCCGCGCAGACCAACAUCGCCGCCGCGGUAACUCAACGCGUCGCCGUCCCGCCGCCCACGCAGCCCGCCCCACCGCCAGCCUUCCCGGACGAGCUCAUGAAGUCUUUCAAGGCGGACGUGUUGAAGGCGGUGACUGAGGCCACCCAGCAGUCGUUUGCUGCGUCCGGGUUAAACCUCAUGACCCAGGUGAUCGGCCAUCUGGCGCCUGGUCGGCAUGGGUCGUCGCCGUCGGACAACGAGGCCGACAAGAAGGGUGCGAAAAGGGCGGGCGGCGGAGAUGAUGCGUUGAGCUCGAAGCGGAGCAAGGGAGCCGAUGGGAGCCGCGGCGUCGGCCAGGUGGGUCCAGGCGGCUCGCGGAGCAAGGGAGCCGAUGGGAGCGGAGGUACGAGCGUGGUCGACCAGCUGAAGAAGAACGGGGCCAAGGUGAUAAGGACGCACAGCAAGGGCGAUGGAAUCAGGAGUGCGGAGGGGGGCCCUGCCGACCAGGUUGCCGCUCAAGAGGCUGGACCAACAGCCCCGCCAUUGGUCGCCGAGAAGCCGGCCAGUCUAGCGACCGCACCAACGGCGAUAGAUGGCGGCGCCAAAACCGUCAAGGGACCGUCCGUCGGAGUGGCGGGGACCACGUCGAUCCCCCGCAAACCCCCUGCGGCUAGCAGCGCGCCGGUCGCCCCGUCAGCCGCCAACAACGAUGGGCCGUCCCUUGCGGCUACUCCAGCACCAGCAGGCACGUCUGCCGCCAAGGUUGACGCGGUGGAUGCUGCGGCUAACCGCGCUGGUCCGUCCGCCCCAAAGGCGAACGCGCUCAGGGAGAUGCUCAGCCGCAUGGAGACCCAUCGACAGGACGUGCAGCAGCCUCUCGUGGUCGUUACCGCGCCGGCCACAACAGCACGUCGCUCGGUCACUCCCCAGGUCGCCGCCACAACGUCCAGUGCCCCACCUACCGCGCCUAUCAUCGCCGCCCGUCCUCCUGUGGACCCAAAGUCCGCGUUGCUUCGCGCCCGGUUAGGCGCACGUACUGCGGCUGCGCCAGCACGGGCUCAGCCGGUAUCCAGCUCAUGCGCGACGCCAACGUCGGUGACCGUAGCUGCACACACACUCGGUGCGGCUACUGUCGAGGCGGUGGCGGAGAAGGGCGUGACGGAGCCAAAGACGACCACUGCUGCGGUCGGCGAGGGAAAGUCGAAACGGAAGGGGACGGUCGACGCAAGGAAAGCGAGGCCGAGCUCGAAGAAGAAAACACGGGCGACGUCGGCGAUGGUGAAGUCGGUGGAGAAAGGACAAGGGAUGGCGACGGCGAUGGUGGAGAAGGAGAAGGAGGAGGAGAUGGAGGAGAAGAAGAAGGAGAAGGAGGAGAAGGAGAAGGAGAAGGAGAAGGAGGAGGAGGAGAAGGAGAAGGAGGAGGAGGAGAAGGAGAAGGAGGAGGAGGAGAAGGUGGAGGAGGCGGAGGUGGGGGAGGAGGAGAAGGAGAAGGAGGAGGAGGAGGAGGAGAAGGAGGAGAAGGAGGAGGAGGAGAAGAAGCUGGAGGAGGAGGAGGCGGCGACGGAGGAGGAGAAGGUGAAGGUGAAAGAACGGAAGGGUCAUGGCAUCCGCCACGACACCACGGGCGACAAGCAAGGGUGGGUGGGCGAGAUUAAGGUGGUCGGGAACGAGAGCAGAUACAUCGGCAAGUCCCGCGACAAGAUGGAGCUGGCGUACCUUCACUCGAUUGUGUACCUCCUGUACGACGGUUACAUCAGCAAGAUCCUCAUGGCCGAGCUCACCGGCUUGGAGGAAACAGUGAUGAAGCGGUGGAGGGCGGUGUGGAAGGAAGUCCGGUUCUUGCCGACUGGGAUGUGGACGGUGAUAUGGGCACGGGGCGCGUUCCUCCCAAAGACACGGUAA
Molecule: messenger RNA, 3276 nt
Organism: Closterium sp. NIES-65
Lineage: Eukaryota; Viridiplantae; Streptophyta; Zygnematophyceae; Desmidiales; Closteriaceae
Source: the annotation of a GenBank genome assembly